Messenger RNA from Dovyalis caffra, 204 nucleotides. The record is from the annotation of a GenBank genome assembly. Lineage: Eukaryota; Viridiplantae; Streptophyta; Magnoliopsida; Malpighiales; Salicaceae.
AUGGCGCUUCAAGUCUUGCUUGGACCGGGUUUGUUAGGACACAUACCCUUUAUAAAAUCUAAUAUUACUGUUGGGAAAUUAAAAUCAAAAAGAACUGAGAACGGAUGGACUGCCAUGAAGAAGGAUUUGAUAUUUGAUCCCAAAUCAGAUGGUGCUGCUUCAAGUGACUUUGCUAAUCAGCCACCCCCAUUAAGCGCAGAAUGA